CCUCCAGACCUGUAUAUCAGUGAAACGCAGCUGCUCGUAUUACGGAUGUGAGAAGCAACCUUGCAUGCCCCAUUCACUUCAGACAUGGCCGACAAGAUACCACAGGAGUCCGGUGCUCGUAUUGCAACAAGGAUAGACAUUUCAAAACCGGGUCUUACUCGAGAACAAAUGUAUUUUAUCCGACAUAUAGAGGUCGAACAGUUGAAGAAGAAGACGCAGAUGCUACGGACUCGAAAUGUAGUGACGGGACUCGCCAUUGGAGCCAUCGUUGUGGGAAUUUACGGCUACACAUUUUUCUCAGUGUCCCAGGAGAAGAUUAUGGAUGAAAUGGAUGAAGAGGCUAAACGUGCAAGACUGCAGGGACCAAAGACCGGAGCCAACUGAGACGCAUGCAUCGCCUGCCUGUUGGACUGUGUGUGUGUCCUGAACUGACAAGGGACUUAAGUGGACACUGAAGCCACUGAUUUAUAUUCCAUGGCCGGGGGCUGUUUUCCAUGUUGAGACGGCGAUGGACUUGUUUGUUGUUGAUUGUGAAGAUGAUGUUUUGUUGCCGACUUGUAACUUGUGUCUUUUUGAUUAAGUUUGCCUGUCAAUGGAAAGGAAGAAUCCACUGGCCUUAAAUGUUACCCAUAAGACCACACUGUAGAGUAAUAAACCCCAUACCGAACAAAUGUCCAGCUCUUAUCAUGUGAUGUGUAUACACUUUAAGGAGAAUAUCUUACAUCUACAGUGGCCUUUUAACAGCGGAGAACCACCAGGGACACAUGAAUUAACCUGAAACAUUUGUUGAUAAAAUGAUUAUCUGUAAAAUAAAAA
Messenger RNA from Gymnodraco acuticeps, 816 nucleotides. Its product is annotated as cytochrome c oxidase assembly factor 3 homolog, mitochondrial. The coding region runs from base 85 to 384 and encodes 99 amino acids. Gene Ontology annotation, biological process: mitochondrial respiratory chain complex IV assembly. The transcript is spliced from 2 exons. The record is from RefSeq and is a predicted model, not a curated record. NCBI's taxonomy places the organism in Eukaryota, Metazoa, Chordata, Actinopteri, Perciformes, Bathydraconidae. Gene Ontology annotation, cellular component: mitochondrial inner membrane.